AGGGGUGCGGGAGGGAGCUCCCCCGGGGCCGCCUGUGCGAGGCUCGCGGGUGCAACGCGGUGGGCAGCGCCGGGGACCCGGGGAUGGGAGGAGGUGUGUCCCCUGAAACGGCCGCUCCAGCAGCGGGAAUCCGUGGGAGGCUGUGAAGGGCGUGGGGACGGGAGAACCGUGUGCGGAGUUAGCAGUUUAAACGUGGGAAACCCAGGAUGCGAAUGGAGGCAGGGAGCGUGGUGAGCAGACCCCCGCCAAGGACCCCAGGAGAGUGUGGGAGGCGGCGGGACGCGGGAAGUGUGAAGAGAUUCUGGAAAAACAUCAAGGUGGAGCAAACGGGAUUUUCUGCUGCAUAAAAUAUGGUUGUAAGCGAAAGUAGGUCGUUAACCACCGUCCAAACCUUUUUUGCCUGAACAUCUGAAAAAGUACGUAGAUGGGAAAGUCAAUGCAAAGAGCAGGUUCCCAGGGGAAGAUCAUGAGUGUAUUUGGACGUGACGUUCUUGAGAUGGAUGCAGAUGGACGUGUCACCAAAUGGAGAUGGCAUGUGUGUAGGUGAACAUCAAGUCUGGAGGGAGAGGAAGGGGGCAAGGUUGGAGAUAUCAAAGGAGUGGAGGGUGUGGACUCCACCAGGGAGCCUGUGGGGAGCAGAUUGGGGAGGGAGCCUUUAGAUUGUUCCCAGAGAUGGCCCUGUGGUGAGGGAGGGGAGGGCUGAGGGUAGGAGGGCAGGACCUGAGGGGCGGGUGUUGGCAUCCCUGAUGCUCCCUCCAGCAGAGAGCAGGGCUGACCUAGGAGGGAUUCUGGCCUGUCUGUAGAAAGGGAGGCCCGGGUGGGCUAAGGAGCUUCCCUUCAGUGGGGCCUGCAGCGUGUGCUGCUGUGGGGUCCACGGUCAGGGCCACUCCUGAGGGAACCAGGGAAAGGGCAGCCAGGCUGGUGCAGCCACUGCGUCCUAGACCAGGACACUGCCGCCUCCCCUCCACCCCUCAGGGUGAGAGGGAUGAUCCACCCUCAGUCAAGGGCUCCCAGCAAGCUCCCUUCUGAGGACUGUUUAGUGGGUGGGCCUGGUUGCUGAGUGGACUAACAGCUGACCUGCCUGCAUGGCCCCUCUCUCUCUGACUCGUUAACUUAAGAAUGUAUAAAAGUUUCAUUAACUUAAACACGAAUUAACCAAUAUUCCUCUAAACUUGUACACGCAGGUAGGCAAUUAGAAAUUAGCCUAUUCACUCAGUUAAAUUUCUGCAAACACUUCAUAAUUGGCUUGGCAUUGAUCAGCCUCUAGGUAUUUGCUUACAGUGCCAAAUUUCUUCUAUGACAUCCUCUGAAAUCUUAAAAAGUAGUAAAGAUGAAGACCCCAGAUUUCAAAACUACCACUUCAUUUGCACUGAAAAGACGUACAGAACUGUUGAUCCUGUGGACGGUCCUAGUGGAUACAUGGUGUGGACCCUUUACAUCAGGGACCCACAGCAGUUGCAGAAAUGCUUAUGGACCCUGUGCAGGGCCGUGUGGUCUUUGAGGACGUGGCCAUAUUUUUCUCCCAGGAGGAGUGGGGCCUCCUUGAUGAAGCUCAGAGACACCUGUACCAUGCUGUGAUGACGGAGAACUUGGCGCUUCUGUCCUCCCUGGGUUGUUGGCUUGGAGCCCAGGGUGAGGAGGUACCUUCUGAGCAAGGUGUUUCUGUUGGAGUGUCAGAGGUCAGGACACCAAAGCUGGGUCCGUCCACCAGCAAGGCCCUGCCGUGUGAGAUGUGUGACCCAGUCUCCAAAGACCUUUUGCCUGAGUACAACACUGAUCAAGGGCUGUAUGUUUGUGGAGUGAACCUUUCCCAGCACCAAAAGGGGCAGAUGAGAGACAACCUUUCCAGAAGAGAUGAGGGGAGGGCUUCACUCCUGAGCAACAGCAGCGAGCCCACGGCAGAGAGGACGUGGACGUGCAGCGGAGGCCGGAAGGAGUUCCACGGCAGCACAGGGCCCAUCUGGCAGCUUGCCCCGCACAGUGUGGGGAAGCCACGGAGCAACACUGAGGGCAGGGAGGCCACUGACAGUGGGCAAAGCAAUUACAAGUGCGCUCAAUGUGGGAAGGCCUUCAGGCAAAAACAGACACUUGUGCACCAGAAAAUCCACACGGGUGUAAGGACUUAUGAGUGCAGCAAAUGCGAGGAAUUCUUCAAGUACAAUGCCAGCUUCAUAAAACAUCAGAGACUUCACAAUGGAGAAAGGCCUUAUGAGUGCAGUGAAUGUGGGAAAGCGUUCAGGUACGUCUCCACACUCCUUAGACACUGGAGAGCUCACACUGUGGGAAGGCCUUAUAAGUGCAAUGAAUGUGGGAAAUUCUUUAGGUAUAACUCCACACUCACUAAGCACCAGAGAGUUCACACUGGAGAAAGGCCUUAUGAGUGCAGCUUGUGUGGGGAAUUCUUCAGGUACAACUCCAACCUCAUGAAACACUGGAGGAAUCACACUGGAGAGAGGCCUUACAACUGCAGCGAGUGUGGGAAAGCCUUUAGCCACAAGCAUAUUCUUGUGGAGCAUCAGAAAGUCCAUACUGGAGAAAGACCGUAUGAGUGCAGCAAAUGUCAGAAGGCCUUCAUUAGGAAGUCCCACCUCGUUCAUCACCAGAAAGUCCACACUGAAGCCAGUGUGAGUGCCCUUAAUGUGGGGAAUUCUUUAGAUACAACUCCAACCUCUGAGCAGAGAAUUCACGGCGGUAAAGACCUUACGAGUUCAGGGAAUAUGGUAAAUUCUUUGGGUACUACUACAAGCUCCUGACGCUGGAGAAGCACCUUAUGAGUUGAUCUCAGAAUCAGCCUUAUGACCAUAUGAGGACAGAAAGUAUGGGAAAUUGUUUGGUACAGCUUCCCACUCAUUAGACAUCAGGAGUUUGCACUGGAGGAAGGCCUUCUGAGUGCAGUGGAUAUAAGUCUUUGGGUGGAACCUCAGGCCCAUUACACAUGAGGGAUUUCACAGUAGGGAAAGGCCUUACAAGUGCAGCAAAAAUGGGCACAUGUCCAAUCACCACUUCCACCACAUUCAGCACCAAAAAGUUCACACCAGUGGGAGUGCUGCAAAUGGGGGAAGACUUCAGCAAAAUGGAUGCUCUCAGCUAUCCCUAGGAAGAACUCUAAUAUAGUGUCAUUUUGUUUGUUUGUUUUUACAUUUUUGAUGGUGGUAAAAUACAUAUAAGAAAGUUUACCCUCUAUCUUUUUAAUUUUACAGUUAGUGUGUUUAAAAAUUCAUAUAUUUGUGCAGCUCACCUCCAGAGUUCUCAUCUUGCAGAAAUGAAACUAAAGCCACUAAACAACAACUCUUCCUGCUCCCUCCCUACCAGACCUGUCUCUGAAUUUGAUUGCUCUGGACACUUGGCGAAGUUGCAUUCAUACAUUUUCCAUCUCUUUUCCACUAGCCUGUGGGAAGAGAAGCAUCUGUCGGUAUUUCCUUCUGUUCUAGCAGGAGUCAGGGCUCACCCACCCGAGACACAGGGAGGGCUGCUGGUGGGGUCAGUGCUAUUCUGCUAGAUGUUAACGAUAUUUAUACAGGAGAUCUAGAUUUUAUGGAAUCUUUAUUAGCAGCUUUAUUGAGGUAAUAAUGAACAUUAAGCUGCAUUUAUGAAAAGGGUAAAAUGUAUUUUCACAUAUGUCUGCAUAAUGGGACCACCGGCAAAGUCAUGACAAUGAACAUGUCCCUUAGAGUCUCCACUGGCCCCUUUGUAUACUGUCUCCCUCCCUAGCCAAUCUGCCUUCUCUAGGUAGAAAUUGUAGUUUGUAGUUUCUAGAACUUUUUAUAAAUGGAAUCCUACAAUUA
Messenger RNA from Camelus dromedarius (Arabian camel), 3785 nucleotides. Its product is annotated as zinc finger protein 547-like. Gene Ontology annotation, molecular function: DNA-binding transcription repressor activity, RNA polymerase II-specific. NCBI's taxonomy places the organism in Eukaryota, Metazoa, Chordata, Mammalia, Artiodactyla, Camelidae. The coding region runs from base 1464 to 2753 and encodes 429 amino acids. The record is from RefSeq and is a predicted model, not a curated record. Gene Ontology annotation, biological process: negative regulation of transcription by RNA polymerase II. The transcript is spliced from 4 exons.